GGAGCUUCAUGAGCGGCACGAUGCCAAAGGCAGUUGCGCGAUGAAGCGGCUCGCGCAGCUCUUCAAGCGCCAGAAGCUGGAGGUGACCGGCUUACCUGAUGGUACUGCAGAGAUCAGGACUGCCAAGACGGAACCCUUUUAUGAAGAAAUCAACAAGAGCGAAUUGGCGUUCCAUUGGAAGUCCUUUGCGUUGCAACAUGCUUGCAGCGAGGUCUUUCGCAGCGACGCGGAAGAUGUGCACCGUGCCAUGGAGCGUGAGUUCGAACGCUUGGCACAAGACUUGCCUCACGAGCACGACGACGAGGUCCAGGAGUUGCUCUUGCGCGCGGUGCAGCGUGGCUGCCAGGCCUCGCGCUUCUGCAGGGCGGCAAGAACUCAGCGUGUGAUGCACCACCAUCGGCCGGAACUUUGAGG
Molecule: messenger RNA, 414 nt
Organism: Cladocopium goreaui
Lineage: Eukaryota; Dinophyceae; Suessiales; Symbiodiniaceae
Source: the annotation of a GenBank genome assembly